GUUCCAUCAAUGGAUGAAUAGACUGCUCUGCAAAUUGAUCUGGAUACUCUUUGAAUCAUGCUCAACAGCCCUGCCUGCCAUGUUAACACCUCGUUAUUUGACAAUGCUCCUGAUGCCAACGGCAACACCACCACUCCAGCUGAGAAUCCUGAAAAGAUAAACAACAGCAUCAACCAUGGCAUUAACCAUAGUAUUACUCACAAUGUUAACCAUAGUAUUAACAAUAUUGCUAAUAAAGACAACAGUUUGCCCAUGGAUCCUAACAAAAAUAUCGCUAUCGCCAAUAAGCCUGAGAACAAUACCAAAUCGGUUUCUAUUGAGGAAAAUUCAAAUAAUAAACCUAAUAAUAGGCUGAAGAAUAUAAAUUCUAAUUCACCCUCUCCAGAAAAUCUAAUUCGACAAAAUGAACCUAAUUCAAACAACAAUGAAAACAAAACUACACUGCAUUCAAAUCUGAAUAAAUCUUCUAGCCAAUUUGAUUCUAAUUUACUGCAUCAAACUGAAUCCGAACAGACUAAUGACACUGAAAAGACUCAAAGCAAUGAAAGUAAUGAAAGUAAUGAAAGUAACGAAAGUAAUGAAGGCAAUGAAAAGAGUGAAACAACUAAAAAUGAAAAAAAUGAGAAAAAUGAGAAAAAUAUAGGAAAUAAUAUUCAAAACGACAAAAAAAUUCUUCAAAAUGGCGAUCAUUUAAAUAAUCAAAAUGGCGAUCGUUUAAAUCUUUCUAUAACCCAUGAAAUCUCAAAUAAUCAAAAUACCACUCAAACUGAUCCCCAAAAUAAUCCUCAAAAUAAUAUCAAAAAUAUACAAAAAGCCUCUCAAAUCACAAAUAAUAAAAUCACAAAUGGAAUAAUAUCCUUUAAGGAUUCAAAUAUUGAUAUAAAUACAACUUCAAUUCAAGAAAAUCUCCUCAAUUCCCCUAAAGAUAAAACCAAUAACGAAAAUAAAAUUCAUAAUUCAAAUCAAAAUAAUCAAAAUAAUCAAAAUAAAAAUCAAUCUAAAAAUGACAUUAAAAGUGACAUUAAGAUAAACAAUAUAAAUAAAAAUAAAAAUGAAAAUGAAAUUGAAAACAAAAACAAAAACAAAUCUACAAACAAAGCAAAAAAUGAAAACAAAAAUGAAAUUGAGAAU
Ascoidea rubescens DSM 1968 is the source of this 1131-nucleotide messenger RNA. RefSeq lists its product as uncharacterized. The annotation marks the transcript as partial. The transcript has a single exon. NCBI's taxonomy places the organism in Eukaryota, Fungi, Ascomycota, Saccharomycetes, Ascoideales, Ascoideaceae. The record is from RefSeq and is a predicted model, not a curated record.